CCAGCCUUGCGCAAACUCGCCCGCUUCACCAUCUUUCCAUCUUCACUCGUGCGUGGCCGCCUUCUUCACUGAAACGAUGCACGAGUGAAGCCACCCUCUUCAUCGGCCUGCUCUCUAUUCUCCGGAUUUCACUGUUUCCCCGCCCCCAGACCGGCUUGUGCCCUUGCGACGAUUAUGUCCGUCGCAAGAACCGAUCCUCCAGAGGAGUCAAGAUUAUACCUCUGAAGUAGAUAGAUCACUCAUCCAUUACACCUCAAGAUGCCGUCUUCGAGGCCUUGCGCCGCUUUCGAGCCGAUCGCGCCAGACUUCGACCUGAAUACGCUCGUUGAAUCCACACCGAACUUCGAAUGGGUUGUGCGGAUUCACUGUGACAUGAUAGAUCAUCAGGGUCUGGAAAACUUUGAAAAGCUGGUCUUGAUACAUGUCAUACUCGGCGGGAAGCCUCUUGUCAUCGAGGGCUACGAAGGACGACUGGAUAGAUGGACGUUUGCGUUACAGUGGCUACGCGAUAAUUGCGGAUCUAAAGUCGAACAUGCCAGAGAUCUGACGAAGAAGGCCAACGUACCCCUCACCGUCGGUCACUAUCUCAACAAUAUGGCACUGCUCACGAAUCAAUGGACUCCUCGGAACUACAAGGAUCCAGAGCGACAGCGAAUGUAUCUCAAAGACAUUGAUUGUCCGCAGCUAUGGCAUGACAAGUUGGCCCAUGUCAUACCUCCCGGCCUAUUCUACCUGAACGAGAGUACAGGUGACGUUGGAGGCUUUGGUGCUCUGGAUGAAAAUGAUCCCACCAGGCCUGGUAUGCGGAAAGGCAGAGGAAUUGCCAAAGCUGGGGAUCUCAUGAGCAGUCUGCCAAAAGACAUGCGCGCCGAAAACAUGAUGUGUUACAUUGGUCACGAAGGGACGUACACGCCUGCCCACAGAGAGAUGUGUGCCAGUCUUGGUCAAAAUAUCAUGGUAGAAGCUUCGACUGGCUUGGUCGAGGACGGUAAACCAACGAAACCCGGGACUUCCAUUUGGUUCAUGACCGAGAGCAAAGAGAGGGCGGUUGUCUCCGAAUAUUGGCUGUCUAGGCUGGGACACGACAUCGAGAUCGAGAAUCACUUCGCUCAGAUUAACGCAUGGAAGAACGCGCCGUUCAAGACUCACGUGGUCGAACAGAAGCCUGGUGAUUUCAUUUUGAUCCCACCUUUGGCACCACAUCAAGUCUGGAACCGAGGCACACGAACAAUGAAGGUUGCCUGGAACAGGACGACGGUCGAGACUCUUGAGAUGGCCAUGCAUGAAGCCCUUCCCCGAGCAAGAAUGGUUUGUCGCGAUGAACAGUACAAAAACAAGGCAAUAGUCUACUACACCAUGCAAAAAUACUCGAAAUUGCUCAAGCUGGCGGAAAAGUUCAAGCAGAAGGCUGUAGGGUCCAAGCACAAAUCAGUCAACGACACCAAAGUUCGACAACUUGAAAAGGACUUCCGCAGACUACACCAUCUUUAUACCGAAAUAUUGGUCUCAGAAAGCUUUCUGCCUGACAAGCCAGAAAAGAAAAUUGAGAGCCUGGCAUAUGACAGCAACAUUACCUGUUCUUACUGUCGGUGCAAUAUCUUCAAUAGAUUCCUGACCUGUCCAAGCUGUGUGGGCGAGUUACCGAAUGGCGACGAGGAUACAUACGACAUUUGCAUGGAAUGCUAUGCUAUGGGCCGAAGCUGCGCAUGUAUCUCUAAGUUAAAAUGGGUUGAACAAUGGUCAUGGGGUGAUCUGGUCCAAAAGCACGAAUACUGGCGGCAUCAAAUCCUGCAGUACGAAGGCAAGGUUACUGAGCGAUCUCCAGUUUUACUCAAGACCGAACUAGAUCGACUUGGAAAGAAGCGAACAUUGGCACAAAUCUGUCAACUGGAGCUAGCAAGAAGGCCGUUUCGAGAUAUUCGACGUCCCCCACCCCCAGUUACCGGUGAUGAGCGUGUCGAGGAGGAAGAAGUUGACGAGAACGGGAUUGUGAAAAAGAAAAAGAAGAUUGUGCGGCCGAAACAGUUCCUCAAUAAUCAUGCUCGAUGUCAUGUCGACAUGCACUGGGAACCAAAGUGGAAACAAGCAUCGUGUUCAACGUGCGACUACAGUUACUGCUAUGGUGUCUUGUUCCGAGCAUACGACAUGCAGCCGCAGGACAUCUUGUCGGAUCCAGACUGGCAAUGUCCAAGCUGUCGCAACAUUUGUGGUUGUCGAACUUGCCGAAAGAAGCCUGAGUACCGACCAUACAUUCCCUCUGGUACUGUGCUCAGUCAUGACACAAAAAUCGUGGCUGAUCCGAGAUCGGUUGAGAGCCUCGUGGACUUUGGCUAUUCCAAUAUUGGUUGGAUACAAAAAGCUGGUGACGACAAUGGAGAUAACACCCGCCGGUUGAAGCAACGUCGAAAGGAAGCCGACGCUGCUCUAGCCAAUGAAGUUGACAUUCUACCGGGUGAAGACUACGCCGAUGACAACGAUGGAGUUGUGGACGGUAUCCUUCGGCUGGCGGAACAAGAGGGCAUUCCCAUCGAUCCAGCCUUGGGUUCGGGGGGUGCGGUCCUUUUCGACCAUCAACCAGAAGAUGAAGAGGUAUUUGACGAACAUCCUGAAGGAGCAAGACGAAUUGAUGAGUCAUCACCAGACAACACUCCAUGGGUACCAGAAGGUGGCGUCAUUCGUGAUGUCGAGCAUGCCUAUGAUCCGACCGAGGCUAUCACAUACGACUAUCCUGAUCCUGAGAUUGGUCGACACCUGGCUGUCCCGAGCGAAGAAGAGCCUAAAGCAGCGCCGCCCGAUCAUGCACCGCCUGUAGUAGAAGAAGUAGCAGAAAUCGAAAUGGUCGAGAGGAAACGAAAGCGGAAACUGGACGACGGCGACCGGCCGUAUAAUUCCAAGAGAGCCGAUCCGGGGAAGAGCAAGAAGCAACGGAAAUCUCUGAUUGUCAAGCUACCUGUCGCUAAGGAGAGGCUCACCGAAGUGGAUCAGAUGGCAAACAUGGCUCGACAAGCGCUGAAUGGGGUUCGCGAGGCGCCAGCCCCGGUGAUCAGCUCUGAUCUACAAGCGCUCAAUGCCGCCGAGGGAAAUCCGCAGCAAGUGCCCAAGAGAAUCCGGAAUGUCGAACAUGUUGUGGUUGACCGUGAUGAUGAGUUCACACCUGGACGAUAUCGAGAUCGGAGGAAGCUUACGGCCAAUGGGACACCGCGACCUCCACCUGAUGCAGAGAUCACAAGAAGAACGACUCGUAUGCAGAAUCCUCGUUACGAGGAGCCAGACGAAGAGGAAUUCAAUGAUGUUCUUCCUAAGCCUUCAGAACGUCGCAGCACCUCAGCAACCCACGUUGUCCGACUCGAUGAAGACUUUGACUCAGACACUGGUUCAGAGCAGAGCGAGCAAGGUGAGGGUGGUAGCGACGGUUCAGCAUCGAGUCUGCCGGUAGGAAUCGCACCGGAUCCGACACUGCAGACAGAAGCGACACGGGCGCAGCCAAUUGUCUCGCAUAAGGCCACUGCCGUUAGUGACAAUCCCGUCAGUCGAACCCACUCCGUUACAUCUUCUGUUGAGCCUCCGCCAACGAAGCCAGCCGGGAAGAGACCAGUACUCACGACUUCGAAAACGUCAAAGACGCUUGAGGAAGCCCAAGCGAAUAGACGGGCCAAGAUGGCUGCUAUCGAGUGGAUGGAGAACGACCUCGAUGAUUUUGACGAUUCUUGGUCGCAGGGUUCUUUUCUGGAUGAAGCCGCUCCUGCGCCCAAGCAGUCACUUCAAUCUGCAAAGCCUAUGGUAGAGCCAGUGGUGCAAAACGGCCAGAAAAAGGCGGUUCCAAUUCCACGACCUGCGGAGCCUGUUGCUGCUAAGGUCUCGGCAGCAGCUUGGGUCGAUAGUGACUCUGACGACGAGCCAGCGAUUAGAAAACCAGCACCUGGAUGGGCGAGUGUUAACGCCAAUACAGGGACUCCUGGACCCGUACCGAAAGCUGAUACUCCCAAACGGCGUGGAAGGCCUCCGAAGAAUUCUGUCUGAAUGUUGAACCCGGACUGGGUGGAUGUUGAGUUACCAGGCUCGUGGUCAGAAUCAUGAACACUGAGCCAUGUAUGUUUAGCAUAGCGCAAUCGUUACGCAGUGCUUAUUGAUCGUGUUUGCUCGGACAUGUAGAGACAAGUCAUAAUUACACUGCUCUUACCC
Molecule: messenger RNA, 4182 nt
Organism: Exophiala xenobiotica
Lineage: Eukaryota; Fungi; Ascomycota; Eurotiomycetes; Chaetothyriales; Herpotrichiellaceae
Exons: 1
Coding region: 259-4020 (1253 amino acids)
Source: RefSeq, a predicted model, not a curated record